This is a messenger RNA of Neopsephotus bourkii (Bourke's parrot), 1379 nucleotides long. It is a transcript of the gene PACRG, whose product is annotated as parkin coregulated. NCBI's taxonomy places the organism in Eukaryota, Metazoa, Chordata, Aves, Psittaciformes, Psittacidae. Gene Ontology annotation, cellular component: cytosol; vesicle; neuron projection. The record is from RefSeq and is a predicted model, not a curated record. Gene Ontology annotation, molecular function: Hsp70 protein binding; Hsp90 protein binding. Bases 256 to 1068 code for a protein of 270 amino acids. The transcript is spliced from 7 exons.
UGGUGGGCAGCGCGGGGGGAGCGUUGCCAUUGGGGUACCUCUGGUUAACCCCGUACUUCCCCACGCGCGCGUGGCCCCCGCCGGCAGAGGCGGCGGGUUGUUGACGCGUUGCCUAGUGACGGUCGCGACGCCGGGGACGCGUGCUAGCGCCGGUGGUAGCCGGUGGCCGGUGACAGCCGCCGCCCGACCCCGGUGCGGGAACAGCGGCAGUGAGUCUGCGUUUUCCAUCUUGCCGUGGUGCAGGCAGGUGGGGAAAUGGUAGAGGAGAAAGAGGGCUCGGGCCCUUCAAACCCUGCAGGUGGCAGGAGCCCUCAGCUGCAGGAGCCCCUGGGGCAUGUGAAGAAAAACAAGCAGCAGGUCUCCGAGGGAUUCACGAUUAAAGCCAUGAUGAAAAACACCGUGGUAAGAGGGCCCCCAUCUGCAGGAGCAUUUAAAGAAAGACCACCAAAGCCCACAAUAUUUCGCAAGUUUUAUGAGCGAGGAGACCUCCCAAUUGCCCUUGAUCAUGAUACUGCAGGAAACAAAAUCGCCUGGAAGGUAGAGAUAGAAACCCUGGACUAUCAUUCCUAUCUGCCUAUUUUUUUUCAUGGCCUUUGUGAAACGACAUUUCCACAUGAGUUUUUUGCUCGUCAAGGAAUCCACGACAUGCUGGAACAUGGUGGAAACAAGAUUCUUCCUGUCAUUCCUCAGCUCAUUAUUCCAAUAAAAAAUGCACUGAACCUUCGUAACCGGCAGAUCAUCUGCAUCACACUGAAAGUCCUCCAGCACCUGGUGGCAUCAGCUGACAUGGUGGGGAGGGCCUUGGUGCCCUAUUAUCGGCAAAUCCUCCCAAUCCUAAGCAUCUUUAAGAAUAUGAAUGAUGACAUAAGCCAAGGUCUCCUUUUCCUGUUCUUGAUGGACUGCUCAGUUAAUUCAGGUGAUGGGAUAGAAUACAGCCAGCAGAAGCGUGAAAACAUUGGAGAUCUGAUUCAAGAGACACUGGAAGCCUUUGAACGCUGCGGUGGAGAAAACGCAUUUAUAAACAUUAAAUACAUGAUCCCUACUUACCAGUCAUGCAUAUUAAACUGAGCUGUAUCAAAUGGAAUGAUUCCAUUUGUAUUCUAAAAAAAACUGUGUCUGACUCUCUAUGGCAUCUUGUUAGUCAUGCUUUUUUUCUCUACAGCUGCUAAAAUAGUGGCUUCUGGGGCAUUAAAGUGUUAGCACUAUUGUGAGCAAGGCUUUCCAAUAGAUAAAUAGUGCCUGUUCCUCUGAUUACAAUGGUGUACUGUGCUUGUUUGUUCCCUGAAAGAAUUGCUCCCUUAUAACAGAGCUGACUCGAGCAGGAAUCGAAGUUAAACCUUCACUUGUAUAGACAAUAAAACUAUAAUUUUCAUACGCGA